Molecule: messenger RNA, 2124 nt
Organism: Colletotrichum truncatum
Lineage: Eukaryota; Fungi; Ascomycota; Sordariomycetes; Glomerellales; Glomerellaceae
Product: vegetative incompatibility protein het-e-1
Source: RefSeq, a predicted model, not a curated record
AUGGGCUUCUCAAAGCUCCUGCAUCGAUUUAGCAAAACAUCGCAUCAUGGGGAAGACGACACCAGUCUCGGCCAAGCGAAAGACAGUCGUACCCCGCAUACAGUGUUAGCAAUACCCGCUGAUGCCAUAGUCUCAAGACGGGGGAACACUCCAGGCUUGCCAUCUGGUAUUAAUCAGGAAGCACCCGACACCGAGGUAGCCUUAUCCGCUGCGACGACGCCGUUACUUCUAGUGACGCCUGCAGAAACCUCCGUUCUUGAGAAGUCUUCUGGCUCACCUCCAUCUACUGUACCGGUCGAAUCUCCAGAAUUGUCUGAAAAUGCAGCUUCUCUAUGGAGCCGCGCUUAUGUUGCGCUCCAAUCGGAAGAUGCCAAACUGGUGGACGAAUAUGAGAAACUACUCUCAAGAGAACUGUUGCAACAAGCUCUGCCUGGAAAUCUUCAACACAACACCAGUCAGAUUGGAAAUCAAAUCGACAAUGUCGACCCUGACAAGAGACAACAACAGUUGAAAUCCAUCAUGGACCGUGGUCUGCAGAAGAUAGAUGAGAAGCAGACCAAGUACACUAUUUUCGGCACCGAAUUUGUCUUACGUGAUCAGAUUUCACAAACCGUAAACCUCGUUCAAAGUAUGAAGGGCGUCAUUGACGAGGCAGUGAAGGGAUCCCCCGAAGCCUCCCUUGCCUGGGCCGGGGUCUCUGUUCUUCUCCCAAUCUUGACGAACCCAAGUGCAGCUGCCGAGGCGAACCGAGACGGCUUGACAUAUGUCACUUCUCGCAUCCGCUACUAUGUUGAGCUUGAGACCCUCCUUUGGCCACGGAAUUUGAACAAUUCAGAGCUAAAAGGGGAAUUUGACACUCAUAUCACCGAUCUAUACCAGCAUAUUCUCAAGUUUCAGAUCCAAUCCGUUCUCCGAUUCUACAGGAAGUGGAUUUUAAACAUAGGGCGAGAUGUGAUCCGCUACGAUGAAUGGGAGAAAAUGGUGUCAAAAAUCAAAGAACUAGAACAGAUUGUGAAAGACGAAUCCAGCGCCUUGAAUACCAUAUCUUCGCGCGAAACCUUGGAAGCCGCGAAUAAGCAGGCGGGACGACACUAUGCUGAGAUGCAAUCACUACUGUCAGUAACCAAGGAAAUCCUGCAAGUGUCUCAAGACCACCGCGAUAUUUCAUCCGAGCAUCUUGCCGUACAUAAACGCACAAACCAAAUACUGGAAGACCGCCCGAUAGACCUUCCGACCGUCAAUGAGGCACGAUACGACAGUGCCGAUGUCCAGGAUAGUCCCAAAUGCGAGAGCGGUACAAGAUUAGGUAUCCUGAAAAGGAUACAUCAAUGGAUCGAUGAGCCGUCAGCUGAGCCUCUUUUUUGGCUUGUCGGUCCUGCGGGGACCGGUAAAUCAACCAUCGCUCGCACCGUUGCCGACUUUCUCUACGAGAACAAUCGACUAGCUGCUGGCUACUUUUUCAAGAGAGGCGAGAAAGGCCGCAACGACACGGCUCGAUUUUUUCCCACUAUUGCUAUGCAGCUGGUCGACACAAUCCCACAUUUCAAGAAUUCUCUCCGGAAAUCUCUCGAUGGUUCGGAUAAAACCACAGUAGAAGGACAAGGGCUUAAAUUUCAGUUCGAAAAGCUUCUUCUACACCCACUUGUCGACAUUUCGUCUGAACAGUCGGGUAUCUCAACCAAGGUAAUCAUCAUUGACGCGAUGGAUGAGUGUGAGCGCCCUGAACACCUCUCGCAAGUUCUCAAUCUAUUUUGUCAGCUUCAAUCUGUCAGCUCAGUACGCUUGCGUGUGCUACUCACCAGCAGAUCGGCUCCUGAGAUUGUCAAUACGUUUGAGGAACUCCGUAAAAACAAGGAUUUUCGCAGUCUAGAGCUCCUGCAACGCGAAUUCUCCAAGGAAACUCAAGUCGACAUACAUACCUUCCUCGAGAAAAGAUUCAAGGAGAUAAGGUUGAAGCGCAAGGUCAAACAGGACCCUUGGCCUGCCCCUGAGGAUUUCAGUCGCUUGUUGCAGCUAGCUACCAAUCCGGAACCGCUUUUCAUCUACGCGGCGACCCUUUGCAGAUUUGUUUACGACGAAAAGCGCCCAAAGAAUCCAAAAAAAGCAAUUGGAGCUGUGGCUUAA